Dibothriocephalus latus is the source of this 216-nucleotide messenger RNA. The record is from the annotation of a GenBank genome assembly. NCBI's taxonomy places the organism in Eukaryota, Metazoa, Platyhelminthes, Cestoda, Diphyllobothriidea, Diphyllobothriidae.
AUGUGGCGUCAACGACAUCCUCCUCCUCCGGCUGCCUGUGGAGCUGGGGUAAAAUUCUGUCAUGUGACACACGCUAUCCGACCAGUUGCUAUUCCCGUUUCAUUGCUGCCCACAUCUGUUCCGACAAAACUUCCUCGCCUGCGCGGUAAAGAUAAAACAUAUUACGUGGAGGAGGAGGAGGAGGAGGAGGAGGAGGAGGAGGAGGAGGAGGAGGAG